UCGGUCGAUUGUCGAUUUCGACAUCUAGUCGGUUGUCAAUCUUUUUAUUUGUUAAAAAUAAUAAAAUGUAAUAUCUCUACAUUACUUACUCAGUUCUAGUUAUACUUAAAAUUUAGUGAUAAAUUAUCGUAAUUCUUUUUACGAGAAAGCAUUUUAUAUAUAAUUAUAAAAGUAAGUCAAACUUCCUACAUACAUAACUAAUUGGGGUCAAUCAACUUCCAGCCACAGACUAGAUUGAGAUAAAAUGCGUGGAAGACCAGGAGGAAGAAGAUCUCGAAGUAGAGACCGACGAAGAUCUCGAAGUCGUGACCGAGGAUAUGGUGGAGGAGGAGGAGGAGGAGGCAACAGAAGAAAUGCAGCAGGUGCUAUGUUGCGUAAACCUAGAUGGGACUUGAACCGAUUAGAACCUUUCAAAAAGGACUUUUAUGUACCCUUACCUUCAGUACAAAAUCGGUCUUUGUAUGACCUAGAAGAAUGGAGAAGAAAACAAGAAAUAUCUCUCAAAGGAAAAGGUAUUCCUAAUCCUGUGCUAUCUUUUGAAGAAGCUGGCUUUCCAGAUUACGUUAUGGAGGAAUUGGUCAAAAUGAACUUCAAAAGUCCAACAUCCAUACAAGCUCAAGGUUGGCCAAUCGCUUUGUCUGGUAGAGAUAUGGUAGGAAUAGCUUCUACUGGUUCGGGAAAAACUUUAAGCUACAUUUUACCUGCAAUUGUACAUAUAAAUAAUCAGGCUAGAUUAGUAAGAGGAGAUGGACCAAUUGCCCUGAUUCUGGCACCUACAAGAGAGCUUGCUCAGCAAAUCCAACAGGUUGCUACAGAUUUUGGUCAAACUUCAAGAAUCCGCAAUACCUGCAUCUUUGGUGGUGCACCUAAAGGUCCGCAAGCUAAUGACCUAAUGGAUGGAGUAGAAAUUGUCAUAGCAACUCCAGGUCGUCUCAUUGAUUUUCUGGAGUCAAACAGAACUAAUCUGAAAAGAUGCACAUAUCUUGUCCUGGAUGAAGCUGAUCGUAUGUUAGAUAUGGGGUUCGAGCCACAAAUUAGAAAGAUCAUUGAGCAAAUUCGACCUGAUCGGCAAACUUUGAUGUGGUCCGCUACUUGGCCUAAAGAAGUACAAAAUUUAGCUCAAGAGUUUUUGAAAGAUUAUAUUCAAAUUAACGUUGGAUCUUUACAACUAUCUGCUAAUCAUAACAUUCUACAGAUUAUUGAUGUUUGUCAGGAGUAUGAGAAAGAGAGCAAAUUAAGUACUUUGCUAAAGGAAAUCAUGUCUGAAAAGGAGAACAAAACUAUUAUUUUUAUUGAAACCAAAAGGAAAGUUGAUGAUAUUACUAGGAAAAUGAAGAGAGAUGGGUGGCCAGCUGUUUGUAUACAUGGAGAUAAAUCUCAACAAGAAAGAGAUUGGGUAUUACAAGAUUUUAGAACAGGAAAGGCUCCAAUUUUAGUAGCCACUGAUGUAGCUGCUAGAGGUCUAGAUGUCGAAGAUGUAAAGUUUGUGAUAAAUUUCGAUUAUCCUUCAAAUUCUGAAGAUUAUGUUCACCGAAUCGGUCGAACAGGUCGAUCUCAAAAAACCGGAACUGCUUAUACGUUUUUCACGCCCAGUAAUUUUAACAAAGCCGCAGAUUUGGUAGCUGUCCUCAAAGAAGCCAAACAAGUCAUCAAUCCUAAGUUGCAGGAUAUGGCCGAUAGAGGUUACUCCGCUACCAAUUCAAUGAGAGGAAGAAGUAGAUGGAGUCGAAAUCCACGAGGUCGUCGUUCUCUGUCGCGUUCUAGAUCAAGAUCCAGGUCGAGAUCUCGUACACCAAGACGGAGGCGUGACAGAAGCCGUUCAAGAGAUCGACCUAGAAGAAGAAGAUCUCUUAGUAGAGAUUCAUCACGCAGCCCAAGAAAAUCGAGGUCCAACGGUUCCUUAUCCCGAUCUGAAUCUCCCGAUUCGAUCAAACACAAUUUAUUAGUGCCACCGCCCAUGAAUAAUCGUCCGCCCAGUCCACCACAAAAUAUGCACAAUCCACCUCCUCAGUUGCUACAACAUCCUCCGCCGUCUGUAACUCAGAACCCUCCCCCAAAUGUUUUACCGCAACCAUCUUCUCAACCGCCCAUUUUUCAAAACAAUAACCUACAGCAGCGACCGCCAAGUGUCUUGCCGAUGAGACAACCAGCUCCUCUUCUAAAUAAUACAAAUCCUCCUCAAAGACCUCCACAUAUGCAAGGUCCUCCUCUUAUGCAAGGUGUUCCACUCCAACAACAAAGACCACCAGUAGCUAUCCCCGGAAUUCCACAAAGACCCAUGCAAGGACCUCCUCCAAAUAUCCAUUUGCAAAACUUACAGCAACCUCCUCCUCCACCACCUCAAUCACAAUUACAGCCGCCUCUUCCGCAAGGCCCGCCUAUGCAUCAACCUCCACCUCAAGGGCAUCUAUUGCACCAACCUCCUCCUCAACAAAGACCACCCUUGCAUCAACAAGGGCAACAAAUGUUAGCUUUGUCUAACCACAAUUUUGUCAAUCAAAAUCUAGGUCAUCAACCGCCACCUGCAUCCAACCCUUUUGGUGGUUAUCAUAUACCUAAUGGAACUCUAUUUUUUAACGCACCUCCCCCACCACCACCAGCACAAAGAGUCACUGGAGUUUACUUCCAAUACGCUCCGCCUCCCCCAGCCCCUCGAUAAACACUAGUUUAGUAAAUAAAACAGUGGGAAGUAUGUGUUAACGCAAAUACGGGGGUAAUUCGUAAAAAAAGGUUCCCUACGCUGCUGAUAAAGAAUGCCACGUGCUAGAAGAAAUCUGGCAACACUGUCUUACGGGGGUAAAAUGAAACACCCAUGCCAUGUGUCGUCGCCUACAACAAUGGAAUCCUAAGUGGUGGAGUAAGAGGGAGAGUUGAAGCGUAGGACAGUGUUGCCAGAUUUCUCCCAGCACGUCGCAUUAUUUCUCGGAGGCGUAGGUAACCUUUUUUUACGAAUGACCCUCGUAUGAUGGGGGAUUUCUGAGGAGUGAAGAACGGUGUCUAUUUUUUAGCGCUGAUAAGUUUCUACUCCAAGUAUGGAAUACGUUUAGCUUUAAGAAAAUAUUAUUUGAUGUUCAAACUAACAGUGUUUAUUGAUUUUGUUUAAGAUUAAAUAUUAAACUUACUGCUUAAUAUAAAGUCUUAGGUCAGUAA
Diabrotica virgifera virgifera (western corn rootworm) is the source of this 3150-nucleotide messenger RNA. RefSeq lists its product as uncharacterized. The record is from RefSeq and is a predicted model, not a curated record. The transcript has 7 exons. Bases 245 to 2659 code for a protein of 804 amino acids. Gene Ontology annotation, cellular component: ribonucleoprotein complex; cytoplasm; nucleus. Gene Ontology annotation, molecular function: RNA binding; ATP binding; RNA helicase activity. NCBI's taxonomy places the organism in Eukaryota, Metazoa, Arthropoda, Insecta, Coleoptera, Chrysomelidae.